AUGAAUGGGAUCAACGGCCACUAUGGCCAGCCAAAUCCAUGGCAGGAGUUCAAAAGUGCCGAUGGACGCGUCUACUACUACAAUCCCAUUACAAAAGUUACGCAAUGGACGAAGCCAGAGGAAAUGAUGACGCCGGCUGAGCGCGCGCUUGCCAAUCAGCCAUGGAAGGAAUAUACUGCUGAAGGCGGUCGCAAGUACUGGUACAAUACAGAAACUAAGCAGAGCUCUUGGGAAAUGCCUGAAGUCUACCGCGCAGCAUUAGGAUACGAUGCCACACCAUCGGCACCCGCUCCUCCCACGCCCUUCAACGGUUCUACGGGCUCCUUUUCGACUGCAGGAUACGACAAUCCUCGCGACCACCGUGAUCACCGUGAUACAUUCCCCGAGUCGCGUCAACUAACAUUUGGCAACGAUCCCCGUAUACAAGCCUUCACACCAGCAAGCAACGAGCCUGAAUAUGCCUCAGCUGAAGAGGCCGAAGCUGCAUUCACUAAACUGCUCCGUCGGAGCGGAGUACAGCCUGACUGGACCUGGGAACAAGCGAUGCGAGCAAUGAUAAAGGACCCCCAUUUUCGCGCCAUCAAAGACCCCAAGGAUCGGAAAGCUGCCUUCGAGAACUACUGCUAUGACAUGAUUGUUCAGGACAAGGAGCGUGCGAAAGAUAGGCUGGCGAAGCUGCGAGCAGACUUUGCGACGAUGCUGAAGAGUCAUCCUGAAAUAAAGUACUACACACGCUGGAAGACCGCUCGUCCUAUUAUCGAGGGUGAGACUAUAUUCCGCUCUACUAAUGAAGAAGAUGAACGGCGUCGACUUUUUGAGGACUAUAUUACCGAUUUGAAGAAAGCACAUCUCGAAAACCAAGCUAGUCUUCGCAAAAGUGCUAUGGAUGGGCUAAUUGAUUUGCUCCCGAAACUCAACCUCGAGCCUUACACUCGUUGGUCCGAAGCCCAGGGUCUCCUGAAGUCAACUGCCCCUUUCCAAAAUGAUGAGAAGUAUAAGACUCUAUCUGACUCUGAAAUCCUGACUGUUUUUCAAAAUCACAUCAAAUCAUUGGAACGGACUUUCAAUGAAACUCGACAGGCACAGAAAAAUAAAAAGUUUCGCAUCGAGCGAAAAAACCGUGAUGCUUUUGUGGAAUUACUCCAAGAGCUUCGCAAAGCCAAUAAGAUCAAGGCUGGUACAAAAUGGAGUCAAAUAUUACCUUUAAUCGAGAACGACGAACGAUUCCGAGCGGUUUGCGGACAGCCUGGAUCAACCCCACUUGAUUUGUUCUGGGAUGUGGUCGAAGAAGAGGAACGCGCUCUACGUGGCACAAGGAACGAUAUCUUGGAUGUCAUGGAUGAUAACCGUUUUGAUUUUACCCCUAAAACUACCUUUGAAGACUUUACCGCAGUCUUGAAGAGUGAUAAACGUAGUGCUAACAUUGAUCAUGACAUACUGAUGCUGAUUUUUGAACGGCUCCAAGAAAAGAAAUCAAAACGGUCCGAUGAGGAUAAGCAUUCCGAACGCCAGCAACGGAGAGCUAUCGACGACCUUCGCUCUUACAUCAAGCACCUUGAGCCCCCUCUUUCCGCAGAUGAUACCUGGGAAAAGGUCCGGCCUCGUCUCGCUCGCGCUGCUGAAUUUCAGGCAGUGACAUCGGAAGACGCUCGCAGAGGGGCCUUUGAAAAAGUCCUUCGCCGAGUUAAAGAUAGGGAGGAGGAAGAUCGUGAACGCCAUAAACGCCGAGACCGAUCGGUUGAACGUGGUACGUAUCGCGAUAGAGAUAAAGGAGACCGAUCUCACCGUAGUGAUCGUGCACGGACCUCUCGGCAUAGUCGCAGCCCCGAGCCAGAUGCGUAUGAAGCGGAUCGUCGUAAGGCUAUUGCGGAGCGUGAAAAAAAUUAUCGUAAGUCAAGCAUGGCUGAAAGCUUGCUAUCUGACCGUCGCACAAUGGAUUUGCACCGAGACCGAGAUAUUCGUGAGCGUGAGCGUGAGCGUGAUCGGGAUCGGGAUCGGGAUCGCGACCACGACCGAGACCGCGAGAGAGACCGUGACCGUGACCGUGAUCGGGAACGCGAUCGAGACCGGGACAGGGAACGUGAUAGGGAGUAUGCACCUCGAGCAAGGCGUGAUGAUCCUCCUAGUUAUUAUGAUCGGGAGAGACGGGACCGCGAGGAAGAACGUGAGAGGAUGUACCGUCGGCGUGUCGAAAGAGGCCCAGUCGACGAGUUACCCUAUGGCGAUGAACGGCCCACCUCCUCAAGACGCCGAAGAGCAGACGAAGAGGAUGAUAACGACCGUCGAGAUUCGAGAGACUCUAAGAGAUUGAGGAGAGAGAAGACCCCGCGCGAGCGCUCACCCCACCGUGAAGUUCGUCACAAGACCAAAACUCCACCUGCACCACGGCUACCGUCGAAAGAAGACCCAGGUGUGCACUCCGGUAGCGAAGAAGGUGAAAUCGAGGAAGACUAG
Molecule: messenger RNA, 2454 nt
Organism: Xylaria bambusicola
Lineage: Eukaryota; Fungi; Ascomycota; Sordariomycetes; Xylariales; Xylariaceae
Exons: 6
Coding region: 1-2454 (817 amino acids)
Biological process (GO): mRNA cis splicing, via spliceosome
Cellular component (GO): U1 snRNP; U2-type prespliceosome
Molecular function (GO): RNA binding; protein binding
Source: RefSeq, a predicted model, not a curated record